AUACGGCGUUCUCCAUGCGCGUUGUCAACAGCCUACUGCGUUGCGUUGCAUUGUGGGUAAUGUUGUUCGGAUCAUGACGCAGGCGCAGACGGUGCCACAGUCGGGUCUCGGAAAAUGGCGUCAGCUAACUUUCUCGAGGAAGCUCUCAGUACGGAUGUCGACGAAUCUGCCGUAAGUGCGCUCGUCGGAUCGUUAGAAGACCAACUCGCGCCUCCCGUGUCGACUCCGAACGUGAACGCGGCCAGCCUGAAUCAAAAUCACGUGCACAGUGCAAUAUCAAACGGCGGGACUGCGCUACCAUCACAGAAACAUGGGGCCAUUGCUAACGGUGAUACGAUAAAUUCGAUAGCAGGUUCAGUGUCACAGGUAGUCCUCCAAAACACCCAGCCUGUGACGAGUUUUGCGAAUCUGGUGUCGGCGGAUGGCAUCAAGACUAGCCAGGACGGUGUCAACAUCAUCUACACUCAAGGCAAUCCAGCAAUGACCAGCACAGGCACAAUUAUCGCUAAUCGUGCCUCCUUUCCCCAAACGGUGCAGAAUGGCACCAUCGGCAACGUGCAGCUUGCGAACGCCACGCAGGCUGGCACGAAUGUGCAAACUAUACAGACUAAGCAACAACCGACGUUGGUGAUAAAAACAAGCGUCCCUGGUGGUACUGGGACGCAGGGUUUGGUCACGGUACCGAUGAAUGUGACCACGUCGGUGCCACAAGUGAACAACAAUGUAGGUAGUCACAUUACCACCCACGCCAAUCCUAACAUCCUUUCCAACCUCCAGGUUGUUAAUGUUCGGCCCGGGAUUCCCACACAUCCGCAGAAGGGCCAACCAGCCAGGGUUGUGCUCAGUGCACCGCAAUUGGUGGGGGCCAGACCUGGAACUCCUCAAUUAACGCUCCAAAGCCUACAAGGUUUACAGCCAGGUCAACAGGGACAUCUGCUUUUAAAGACUGAAAAUGGGCAGUACCAAUUAUUACGCGUUGGUCCUGCACCACCAACGAGCGGUACAACAAUUGCCAAUGCAGGAGUCACAUUUCGCAUGCAAACCGUACCGGCUAAUGCCGUUGCCACACAAAUUACAAAUGCAACCACAGGGACGAAUCCGAUCGCUGCUGUGACUGCAGCUGCUGCUCCAACAGUCGCACCGGCACCACCGCCAGCGGCUGUUGCAAAACCCGCAAACGAUAAUACCAAAGAGAAGUGUCGGAAAUUCCUAGCGAAUUUGUUAGAGUUGUCAAGUAGGGAACCGAAGCCGGUGGAGAGAAACGUUCGAACGUUGAUACAAGACUUAAUCGAUAUGAAGGUGGAGCCCGAAGACUUCUGCGACCGUUUGGAAAAAUUGUUGAAUGCGUCUCCACAACCGUGCCUCAUUGGAUUUCUGAAGAAAAGUUUGCCAUUACUUCGACAUUCAUUAGCCACUAAAGAAUUAACGAUAGAUGGUAUCCGUCCGCCGCCAACCAAUGUGGUGUAUUCAAUCGCCAGCGGCACGACGACCGUGCAGUCGCAGGUACGGUCGGCUUUGACGACGCAGCAGGUUAGGCUGGUUACGCCAGGGACGACGGUCAUGCGUCCAAGUCUGGUGCAACCGCGACUAGUCACCCCGAUUCGGGCAGGUAUGCCGACUCGGAUGGUCACCACAAUACGACAGCCCAAUACCACCCAGCCGGUCAUAGUCUCCAGUUCGCAACCUCCUGCACUUCAUCCCGUGCAGUUUCCCGGCAAUCAGAUCAUUCGGCAGGGACACAUUAUCCGACCGCCUAUUCAGGUGCGUACAGCUGCGCCCACUGUCAACCAUACUAUUCGGCCCAACCAGGUAGUGAUGCGCACGUCUACGCCUGUUGCCAAGAAUGUCGCCGCGAGCACAAAAGCUCAGGGGCCGAAACCCGUUGUGCCUUCGAACGUUUCAAAAGUAGCUACCAAAGACAAGGAGAAGAAGACGGUGUCAUCGUCGGCGGCUGCUGCAGCGGCUGCCGCGUACGCUGGCGGAGAUGACGAUAUUAAUGAUGUCGCCGCUAUGGGUGGCGUUAACUUGGCAGAGGAGACGCAGCGGAUACUUGGCUCGACUGAGUUUGUGGGUACGCAAAUUCGGAGUUGCAAAGAAGACUUCUUCCUAAGUAUAAAUCCAUUGCAAACUCGACUGCGACAAAAACUGUCGAAGAUUGGGUUUGACGAAGCCAGCAAUGAGGUUGCGGCUAUUAUCUCGCACGCAGCGCAGGAGCGCUUAAAAAAUUUAGUGGAAAAGUUAGCGAUAAUAACUGAACAUAGGCUGGAAAUGGUGAAAAGUGAUCCGCGUUACGAAGUCACAUCAGAUAUUAAAGGUCAAUUAAAGUUUUUGGAAGAAUUGGAUCGGACGGAAAGAAAACGGCAUGAGGAAAUUGAGAGAGAGAUGUUAUUGCGUGCGGCAAAGAGUCGGUCGAAGACUGAGGAUCCGGAGCAGGCAAAGCUGAAAGCUAAAGCGAAAGAAAUGCAGAGGGUGGAGAUGGAAGAGCUGCGGCAACGAGAAGCCAAUGCGACGGCUCUUCAAGCCAUUGGACCAAGAAAAAAGCCCAAGCUGGAUAGUGAUCUCAGUGCAAGUACUUCACAGGCAACUCCCGGUUUCAACAGCGGUGCACGCGGCCAACUGCCCCUGAAACAGCGAAUGAAAAAAGUGACUUUACGGGAUGUCCAAUUUCUGUUCGAGACCGAAAAGGAUCUGUGUAAAAGUACUCUGUUGUACAAGUCUUAUCUUAAGUGAUGCUCGGUUCUCGUAGGCGGUGACGUUAUUAAUGUUGUGAUAAUGUGCGAAUGUGUCGUUGAAUUGAAAUUCGCAUUUCUUCGGACGAUUGGAUGGGAACGGACUGAAUGAUGAAAGAACUGAUGCUAAUAAUUGAUUUAUCACGUCUAGGCGGGACCUCAAGAGGAAGCAAGAUGAAUAAAAUUAUUGUGUUCGAAUGCAAACAAGUAAGCUAUAAAUUUUCAAAUAAAAGUUGUUCCGUUAAGAUGCAAACAGUGAAAUAAUUACGCAAAUCAAGUGGAAGUUUUGUAUCAAAACAAUAAUGAUAUAGUUAUUUGGAUCAAGAGGAAAAACGAUCUUUACUGCUUUUCCCAGACUGUAUGUGCCUGUAGGAGAUCUGUCGAUAGUCACAACAAAGUGUUUUUAUUCUAAAAAUUACGGCAGGUGCUUGGUUUUAUGGACAAAAUUUUAUACCACGAACCCAAAUUAUUAACUUAAAAUGAAUUUUGAAUGUUUUCAAAUGGGAGUUGAUGCAGGAGCAGAUUACAUUUUGUUUUUCAUCUUUUAUAUCCAAUUUAACUACCGAAACGAGUAUAUAACUAAUUAAUUUUUCUCCCAUGAAAACAAAAAAGAAAUUACGAAAUUGUAGAUUUUCUAUAAUAAUGAAGGUACAUAAUUGAACAUAGUGUUUUCUUUAUAAGAAAAUGUUUCCUUGAUUAUGAUCAAUCUAAAUGCUGUUAUAUAUUAUUAUUUUGUAAUUAUUUGUAUAAUUGUUUUCAUUUUAACCUGAUGAAUAUUACAAUGAUGAUGGAGAAAUGAACAUAUAUGUAGAUGAUAUAUAAUUUUGUUAUAGAAUAUUAUUAAUAUAAUGAAAAUGAGGAGCAACACACUGAAAGAAAUUUGCAAAUGAAGGGAAUACAAAACAAUUAAACUAGUGAAUUCAUGGGCACGACGGAACUUGUAUAAACAAACAAUUAAUUAGAGAUAAUUCUGUUUUUUAUAUUCUUGUACAUAUGUACCUAUAACAUAUACCACAUAAUAUUAUAAAUGUCGUAUAUAUAUUAUAUAUAACUCAUUGGUCGAAACUGCGCAAGCAAUUUAACACCGAGAUCUAUAGAAUGGACAUGAGACGAGAUGGUUUUUGAUGAUGAUUGGCGUUCAUCGAAUAAGCGCGCAAAUUAUUUUGUCGCUGCCAAGCAUAAGUAUUCCGUUAGAACUCAUCGAAUUUCGUGUUGGCCAUCAUCGUCGAAAUCCACUUUGCACAUUUGUUACGAGGAGAACUAGCAUUAUUUUUAUUAUUCUUAUUUUAAGUCUAGUAGUCAAACCUAGAAGCGAAAUUGUUUUCGAUCUGUUGCAUACUUGGUAUUCAUUGUAAAUAAUUAGGUUACAUCGUAAAUCACUAAACCUUUACACCACAAAAUCGUAAAAUCAAACAAGAAAACAAAACACAAGCAGAUAAUACCAUAGUAAUUUGAAAUAGGUUGCAGUUUCUUACGACACACAACAUAGCUGGCUGCCAUGAAGUUUUAUAUAUUUUUUGUAAUAACAAAUAAUUGUUUAAGAACAUACAAAUGCAAAUUUGUUAUUAUGUUGUUACAUAUUUAUUUUUAUUUUUUAAUAUGAUGCUACUUUGCAGAUGAAAA
Molecule: messenger RNA, 4352 nt
Organism: Dalotia coriaria
Lineage: Eukaryota; Metazoa; Arthropoda; Insecta; Coleoptera; Staphylinidae
Gene: Taf4
Product: TBP-associated factor 4
Exons: 7
Coding region: 115-2730 (871 amino acids)
Biological process (GO): DNA-templated transcription; transcription initiation at RNA polymerase II promoter
Cellular component (GO): transcription factor TFIID complex
Molecular function (GO): RNA polymerase II general transcription initiation factor activity; DNA binding; protein heterodimerization activity
Source: RefSeq, a predicted model, not a curated record